AUGCCUGCCAUGGCCAUCGUCGAAUCCGGUGGCGGCGGCGCGCACGACUUCCCUGCCAAGCUCACGUCGCAGGUGGUCGUUUGUACCAUUAUUGCCGCCUUCGGUGGCCUCAUGUUCGGAUACGAUAUUGGCAUAUCCGGAGGAGUGACUUCGAUGGAUGAUUUCUUGAUAAAGUUCUUUCCUGCUGUGUACCAUAAGAAGCACCAAGCGAAAGAAAACAACUACUGCAAAUACGACAACCAGUAUCUCCAGCUCUUCACGUCAUCACUCUAUCUUGCAGCCAUUGUGGCUUCUUUUUUAGCCUCUAUUUCUUGCAAGAAGUUUGGCCGAAGGCCAACCAUUCAAGCCGCGUCUGUAUUCUUUGUUACUGGAGCCAUCUUAAACACUGCUGCCAAGAACAUCGAAAUGCUCAUCGUAGGAAGGAUGUUUCUCGGCGCCGGAGUUGGAUUUGGUAACCAGGCAGUACCGUUGUUCAUAUCAGAAAUCGCUCCGGCCAGGUACCGGGGAGGCCUGAAUAUCUGCUUUCAGUUUCUGAUCACGAUGGGCAUUCUAUGCGCAAAUGUGGUUAAUUACAUCACUUCGCGCAUGCACCCAUACGGGUGGAGGGUGUCACUCGGCGGCGCAGCCGUGCCCGCCAUAAUCCUUCUCUUCGGAUCCUGCGUCAUCGUGGAGACGCCGACGAGCCUCAUAGAGCGCGGGAACAAAGACGAAGGCCUGCUCACUCUCAAGAAGAUCAGAGGCGUCGACAACGUCAACAAAGAGUUUGAAGAGCUAGUGCACUCCACUGAAUUGGCUAAACAAGCCAAGCACUCGUACAGAAAUCUCAUGAAACGCUCCAGCAGGCCGCAGCUUAUAUGCGGCACCAUUCUUCAAGCCUUUCAGCAGCUCACCGGCAUCAAUGUGAUCAUGUUUUAUGCGCCGGUGCUCUUUCAGACAAUGGGGUUCGGAGGCAAUGCGUCGCUGUUAUCGGCUGUUGUUACUGGUUUGGUUAAUGCUGUAUCCACUCUAGUUGCAAUUUUCACAGUUGAUAAGUUCGGAAGAAGGAAGCUGCUUAUUGAAGCUGCUAUUCAAAUGCUCAUAGCCCAGUCUAUAAUGGGGGCAAUACUUCAGGUGCAUUUGACAGCUACAAACGCUAUGCCAAGUAAAUAUGCAUUGAUUGUGGUGGUUCUGGUUUGCCUUUUCGUGUCUGGUUUUGCAUGGUCAUGGGGUCCCUUGGGGUGGUUGAUUCCCAGUGAAAUUUUCCCCUUGGAGUCUCGAAGUGCUGGAUUUUUCUUUGCUGUUAGCAUGAACAUGUUUUGCACCUUCCUCAUUGCUCAAGCAUUCCUCACAAUGCUAUGCCGGAUGAAGUCCGGCAUCUUCUUCUUCUUUGCUGCAUGGAUUGUUGUAAUGGGUUUAUUCGCCAUCUUCAUGCUGCCUGAAACAAAGGGGGUUCAUAUUGAUGAAAUGAACGAGAAAGUAUGGAAGAAGCAUUGGUUCUGGAAGAGGUACUUUGAUGAUGGUGCUAAGGAAGACCAGGAUAUCAACGCUGUUCAACCAGAUAAAUAG
Corylus avellana is the source of this 1545-nucleotide messenger RNA. RefSeq names its product sugar transport protein 8-like. Lineage: Eukaryota; Viridiplantae; Streptophyta; Magnoliopsida; Fagales; Betulaceae. Gene Ontology annotation, molecular function: monosaccharide transmembrane transporter activity. Gene Ontology annotation, biological process: monosaccharide transmembrane transport. Gene Ontology annotation, cellular component: membrane. The record is from RefSeq and is a predicted model, not a curated record.